GCGCUCUUUGCUCUUUCCCGAUCAAAGAUGGCCGACCAUGCUGGCCGAGAGGAACCUGCUAUUUAUUUGCACACCUUUUACCACUUGGUGCAAAAAGCGGUGUCGUUAAUGACUGUUACGGUCACCGAUUCCAGCCUAAUCAACGCCAUCUUGACAAGAAGGGAUACCGAGAACCAGUACCUCACCUACCUAACCGCACUGUUCACGUACCAGCCAAUACUGUGCGUGGUGGCCAUCGCCCAGUCGGUGUUCAUGAUCGGCUCCUUCGUGGGCGGCCUCUUCUUCGUGCUCGCCCGCAUGGUGGGGGCGUUCGGGGGCCGCAAGGUGCAGAACAUCACCACAAAGUACAUGCACGUGCUGCACUUCUACACCGUCCUCAUGGCGAUCCUGGUUGCCUUAAACACGGUCGCCAUAUUCUGUCUGUGGGGCAGCACCAACCACUUCGCCAUCGCCGUGGAAAAGGGUGAAAAGCUCCUGGGGCCAGGCGUGCUCGACGUGCAGCGCUACGUCGUCGGCACCAUCAAGGAUUUGAGAUCCACGCUUGCCGACCUAAAGUCUACCAGGGGAGACAUGUUCAGCCUCAUCACCUCAGGAAACCAAGAUUACCGGGCGAACAUCAAGUAUCACUCAGAGCGCGUGCUGACCGACUGCGGCCUUCCAACGCCCUCUGUGCUCGCUUCGCUCAAGGAAUGUACGUGAAAGGGACGAGUUCGAGAUUGUAUCGUUCUGUGUUGAUUAAAACC
Messenger RNA from Rhipicephalus sanguineus (brown dog tick), 743 nucleotides. RefSeq lists its product as uncharacterized. NCBI's taxonomy places the organism in Eukaryota, Metazoa, Arthropoda, Arachnida, Ixodida, Ixodidae. The transcript is spliced from 6 exons. The record is from RefSeq and is a predicted model, not a curated record. Bases 28 to 699 code for a protein of 223 amino acids.